AUGCCUGCGGUCUGGGCCGUGCUGUUGCUGCUGGGCCUGGGGGCCCUGGGAGUGCGGGGCUGCCUGCAGUGCGAUGAGGCGGCGCGGGAAGUGCUGGGCAAGCUGCGAGACGCCCUGGUUCCCAAGCGCUUCGCCCAGGAGGCCCUGCAAGCCCGCGCGCGCAUUCUGCUGCUGGGCAUGGAGGGCCCCUUCUUCCGAGACUAUGCGCUCAACGCGUUUGUGGGCAAAGUGGAGGUGGAUCAUCUCCAAGUUGUGGCCUCCUUUGUCAAGAACCAAAGCAGCUCCUUACAGCACAGCACUCUGAAAGAUGAGCCUCUGCUGGAGGAGCUGGAGGCCUUUCGGGAGAGAGUGGUCAAGAAACUGAAGAAAUAUUUAAGAUCCUAUGAAUUAAAAGCCUGCGAUCCCAAAAUUUGCGAGUUUCUCAGGGAAGAGGUAGUGAACUGUUUGCAUUGCCAGAAGAGCCGCCCCAAAUGUAUCAAAACCAAGUAUUGCUUUGUUCUGCAGACUUACCCUUGGUACUUGUUUCAGGAGAUGCAAGCCUGGAACCCUGCGCUGGCUACUGAGCCCCUCACAGCUGAGGACCAGGCGAAUAAGAACACUUACGAUUCUGAGAGGGUCCAAGACCCACUUGGAUAG
Molecule: messenger RNA, 636 nt
Organism: Sorex fumeus (smoky shrew)
Lineage: Eukaryota; Metazoa; Chordata; Mammalia; Eulipotyphla; Soricidae
Gene: IZUMO2
Product: IZUMO family member 2
Exons: 7
Coding region: 1-636 (211 amino acids)
Source: RefSeq, a predicted model, not a curated record